AUGCUCUUUCGCGGCGCGACAGCUACCGUCACCAGAGCGAUGGUCGUGAACGGUGCACAGUUGGGCACUUACGCACAGGCUCGAGAAGUCCUCCUGCCUUACAUGGGGGAAAGUAUCUUUCUUCAUUUUGUGGCGUCAUUCAUUUCGGGACUCGUUACAACUUCUGCAUCGUUGCCCGUCGAUAUCGUGAAAACGAGGGUACAAAACUCAGCAAAAGGAACGAGCCAAAUAGCAGUCUUGAAAAACAUAAUACAAAGUGAAGGCGUGUUCGCGCUAUGGAGCGGCUUCAUACCAACUUACACCAAAAUUGGUCCACUCACUGUUCUUAUUUUCAUAUUCUUAGAACAACUUAAUGCUAUGUAUUAUAGAUGGACGGAU
This is a messenger RNA of Brenthis ino (lesser marbled fritillary), 378 nucleotides long. The record is from the annotation of a GenBank genome assembly. NCBI's taxonomy places the organism in Eukaryota, Metazoa, Arthropoda, Insecta, Lepidoptera, Nymphalidae.